This is a messenger RNA of Suncus etruscus (white-toothed pygmy shrew), 1710 nucleotides long. Its product is annotated as F-box/LRR-repeat protein 12-like. Gene Ontology annotation, molecular function: protein binding. The record is from RefSeq and is a predicted model, not a curated record. NCBI's taxonomy places the organism in Eukaryota, Metazoa, Chordata, Mammalia, Eulipotyphla, Soricidae.
AUGGGCAGCACCUUCCGGAUAUUGGGGCUCCUGAGUGCCAAGCUUGUGCCCCAGCUGAUGACCUGCUCUCAGUUCCCUGUGUUUCUUUUUGAGUUCGCCCUGGCAGUACUGCACCGACGCUCUGAGGCUAUGUCAGCGGAACUCGACCUGUGUCCCCCUGAACCCUCAGGAUCGCCUCGCACGAACCCCCGCGGGCCGAUGGCGUCUCUGAACGACCUGCCGGACUUGGUGCUGCUGGAGAUCCUCUCGCUCCUCCCGGUGCGCGAGCGGGUCCGCAACGCCAGGGUCUGCCGCCGCUGGAAGAGCCUCGUGCACGACCCCUUGAUGUGGCGACACGCCGACCUGCGCCUCCGGGAGGUGCAAUUCAAGAUAAUCUGGUAUGUCCUCCGCCGCUACAUAAAGUUCAACCUGCAGUCGCUGUACCUGCAGGGCUACGUGCAAUCGCACCCCAGGUGCCGUUCCACGCUCCAUAGUAUUCCGCCCGAGUUCUUCAAGGUGCUGGGCAAGAAGUGCCCCCACCUGCAGCGCCUCAGCAUCCGUUUGGCUGAACUGGUCUCCAUUCCCAUGGCCAGCCUGCCUCGCACCCUGCGCCGGCUGGAGAUUCACAGUUGUGACAUCUGGAUAGAUUGUAAGGAGGACGAGGGCGCGCUGCCUCACCUGGAGCAGCUGGUGCUGGACCACAUGCCCACCUUCCAGGACCACUACCUGAGGCGCCUCACUUGCUUCCCCACACUGCGCUCUCUCAUCCUAUGUGGCACCUACUGGAUCAGUCAGGAAGGGCUAGACAGAGGCCUCCGGGAGCUGAGCCACCUGCAGAGGAUCGAGGUGCUGGGCAGCCUCAUCUCCACUGACAGUGUCCUGCAGGCCAUCAGCCGCCACCUUCGGGAUGUGCGCCAUAUCCGGGUGACUGUUGGGACCCUCACAGCCACAGGCCUGGAGGCGCUGGAGGGGCUCCCCAAGCUGGCCAGCCUCAGUCUUCUCUCGACAUGUAGCACUGGUGAAAUGUGCCUGAUCCCAUUUGCUGCCCUUCUCUCCUCCUGCCUCACCUUGCCCCGGCUGAGGGUCCUGGAGCUGCAGGGGCAGGGCUGGGAGGGGCAGGAAGCUGAGGCGAUGCUGAAGAAAGAGUUGCCCCACUGUCGGGUCAUUGUUGGGGCACUCCCCCCCCAGACCACGGACUGGUGGAGGUUCAUCAGGAAUCCAAAAUAUUCCAACAAAUUCUCGCUGGAUUGUCUGUCCUCACCAUGGUUUGGAAACCGGGAUAAAUGGAUUACAGGUUUCCUCAAGGUACUAUUUCAGUACAGCCCCCACCUGCAUCGCCUGAACCGGCACAUGGCCCACCUGCUGCUCAUCCCGAUGGCCAGCCUGCCUCGCAUCCUGUGCUACCUGGAGAUGACAGAUGUGACAUCUCUGGUCUGGAUGGCACAUGAGGAGGAGGAUGGUGCACUGCCACACCUGGAGCAGCUGGUCCUAGACCAUGUGCACCUCAAGAUUGUCUGGCAUGUCCUCCACCACUGCAUAGGGUCCAGGCUACAGUGGUUGCUCCUGAAGGACUACCAAGUAUCGAGCACUUCAGUCUUCAUGAUGUUGCUGGACCUCUUCAAGGUGCUGGGCCAGAAGUGUUCCCACCUGCAGUGCAUGAGCCUGCACACGGCUCAUCUCCAUGGCCAGCCUGCCCCUCUCCUUGCACCGACUGGAGAUGCACAGCUGUGA